This is a messenger RNA of Hyla sarda, 4210 nucleotides long. Its product is annotated as zinc finger protein ZFP2-like. Gene Ontology annotation, molecular function: DNA-binding transcription activator activity, RNA polymerase II-specific; RNA polymerase II cis-regulatory region sequence-specific DNA binding. The transcript has 11 exons. Gene Ontology annotation, biological process: regulation of transcription by RNA polymerase II. Gene Ontology annotation, cellular component: nucleus. The record is from RefSeq and is a predicted model, not a curated record. Lineage: Eukaryota; Metazoa; Chordata; Amphibia; Anura; Hylidae. The coding region runs from base 122 to 2956 and encodes 944 amino acids.
GAGAUUUUGGUGAAGGACCUGUAAGAAUGGUCAUGUGACAGGAGUGGGCGGGGCUCAGCUGUGUGAAGAGAAGUCGGAAGCUGAUCCGGUUGUCUCCUCUUCUCCUGAAUGACCCCCAAGGAUGGACAAGGAGAGGAAUGAGAUGACUAAGAGAAUAUUACACUUCACCUUGGAGAUCAUCCACCUGCUGACCGGAGAGGAUUACACCAUAGUGAAGAAGACAUGGGGGGAGUGUGUGGCCCCCAGCAGCCAUCUCCAUGAGUCAGGAGGACGGAGCAGGGUCUGGGGCCCCAUCAUGGAGCCUCCACCUCUCUCACUGAUACAUGAGAAGAAGAUCCUAGAACUCACCCACAGGAUCACUGAGCUGCUGACUGGAGAGGUUCCUAUAAGGUGUCAGGAUGUGGCGGUCUAUUUCUCCAUGGAGGAGUGGGAGUAUGUAGAAGGACACAAGGAUCUGUACCAGGACAUAGUUAUGACGGAGGAUCACCGGCCCCUCACAUCACAAGAUGAAGUCAUUGAUAGAAAUCCACCCGAGAGGUGUCCCCGCCCUCUGUAUUCCCAGGACUGUCCAGAGGGAAAUGUCCCAGAUAAGCAUCAGGGUGAAGAUCUGAUGGAUAUUAAGGUUGAGGUUAAAGAUGAACCAGAAGAGGAGACGGAUUUCGGGGCCGAUCAGCAGUAUGGAGUCAUUGAUAAAAAUCCACCCGAGAGGUGUCCACGUCCUCUGUAUUCCCAGUACUGUCCAGAAGGAAAUGUCCCAGAGAAGCAUCAGGGUGAAGAUCUGAUGAAUAUUAAGGUUGAGGUUAAAGAUGAACCAGAAGAUGAGACGGAUUUGGGGGCCGAUCAGCAGUAUGGAGUCAUUGAUAGAAAUCCACCCGAGAGGUGUCCCCGCCCUCUGUAUUCCCAGGACUGUCCAGAGGGAAAUGUCCCAGAGAAGCAUCAGGGGGGAGAUCUGACUAAUAAUAAAGUGGAGGAUGAAGAAGAGAGGAUGAGGGGCCAUCACCCGUGUAUGAGGGAAGUGAAGGAGGAAAUUCCAGGAGGUGUUACCCCGGGAAAAGAAGAUGGAGAGAUCAUGGAGCGCUACUCAGGAGAAGAUGGAGAGAUCAUGGAGCGCUCCGCAGGACAAGAUGGAGAGAUCAUGGAGCGCUCCUCAGGAGAAGAUGGAGAGAUCAUGGAGCGCUCCUCAGGAGAAGAUGGAGAGAUCAUGGAGCGCUCCUCAGGAGAAGAUGGAGAGAUCAUGGAGCGCUCCUCAGGACAAGAUGGAGAGAUCGUGGAGCGCUCCUCAGGACAAGAUGGAGAGAUCGUGGAGCGCCCCUCAGGAGAAGAUGGAGAGAUCGUGGAGCGCCCCUCAGGAGAAGAUGGAGAGAUCGUGGAGCGCCCCUCAGGACAAGAUGGAGAGAUCGUGGAGCGCCCCUCAGGAGAAGAUGGAGAGAUCAUGGAGCGCCCCUCAGGAGAAGAUGGAGAGAUCGUGGAGCGCCCCUCAGGAGAAGAUGGAGAGAUCGUGGAGCGCCCCUCAGGACAAGAUGGAGAGAUCGUGGAGCGCCCCUCAGGACAAGAUGGAGAGAUCAUGGAGCGCUCCUCAGGAGAAGAUGGAGAGAUCAUGGAGCGCUCCUCAGGAGAAGAUGGAGAGAUCAUGGAGCCCUCCUCAGGAGAAGACCUCCUUACCCCUAAUGUCCAUCCAGAUCUAUCCUAUAAUAAUCCCCCUGAUCAUGAGGAACCUUCUCCUGACCAACCACACAUUGUUACCACAAGGACAGAGAAGAAAGGGGGGGAAAGGAUUCAAUGUGAUGAAUGUGGGAAAUGGUUUACUAGAAGAUCAGAUCUUGUUAAACAUGAGAGAAGUCACACAGGAGAGAAGCCGUAUUCAUGUUCAGAAUGUGGGAAAUGUUUUACAUAUCAAUCAGAUCUUGUUAAACAUAAUAGAAUCCACACAGGAGAGAAGCCGUAUUCAUGUUCAGAAUGUGGAAAAUGCUUUAUAACCAAAUCACAUCUUGUUAGUCAUGAAAGAAUUCAUACAGGAGAGAAGCCGUAUUCAUGUUCAGAAUGUGGAAAAUGCUUUAUAAGCAAAUCACAUCUGGUUACUCAUGAAAGAAUUCACACAGGAGAGAAGCCGUAUUCAUGUUCAGAAUGUGGAAAAUGCUUUAUAAGCAAACCAAAUCUUGUUAGUCAUGAAAGAAUUCACACAGGAGAGAAGCCAUAUUCUUGUUCAGAAUGUGGAAAAUGUUUUAUAAAGAAAGCAAAUCUUAUUGACCAUGAGAGAAUUCACACAGGAGAGAAGCCGUUUUCAUGUUCAGAAUGUGGGAAAUGUUUUACAUGUAAAUCAGAUCUUGUUAAACAUAAUAGAAUCCACACAGGAGAGAAGCCGUAUUCGUGUUCAGAAUGUGGAAAAUGCUUUAUAAGCAAAUCACAUCUUGUUAGUCAUGAAAGAAUUCACACAGGAGAUAAGCCGUAUUCAUGUUCAGAAUGUGGAAAAUGCUUUAUAAGCAAAUUCCAUCUUGUUACUCAUGAAAGAAUUCACACAGGAGAGAAGCCGUAUUCAUGUUCAGAAUGUGGAAAAUGCUUUAUAAGCAAAUCACAUCUUGUUAGUCAUAAGAGCAUUCACACAGGAGAGAAGCCAUAUUCAUGUUCAGAGUGUGGGAAAUGCUUUAGACUGAAAACAGAUCUUAUUAUACAUGAGAAAAUUCACACACAAGAGAAGGCGUAUUCAUGUUCAGAAUGUGGGAAAUGUUUUACAAGGAAAACAAAUCUUAAUGUACAUGAGAGAAUUCACACAGGAGAGAAGCCAUAUUCAUGUUCAGAAUGUGGUAAAUGCUUUAUUAAUAAAUCACAUCUUGUGAGACACAAUAGAAUUCACACAGGAGAAAGGCCAUAUUCAUGCUCAGAAUGUGAAAAAUGUUUUGUACGAAAACAAAAUCUUGUCGCACAUAAGAGAAUUCACACAAGACAGAGGCCACUUUGAUGUUCAGAAUUCAGAAGAGAAUAAACCCCGCCCCCAUAACUAUACCUGAUUGGACAGAAUUGUGGCAGAACAUGCACCAGAAUAAUGUUGUGUAGAAUUAAUUACUUCAUGUAACAGUCAUAAUAAGGUGCGACCGGGGCCAAAUCCUGUGUAUUAUAUCAUUUAGUGAUGAAUAAAGUCUUUACCGCAUUUUAUUAUUGUAUCGUCUAUUUACUCCAUAUUUCUAUUAGUCUUAAUGUGAUACUGCAGAACCUCUAUAUAAGAUCAUCACAUCCUGAUAUACUGCAGAACCUCUAUAUAAGAUCAUCACACCCUAUAUACUGCAGAACCUCUAUAUAAGAUCAUCACAUCCUGAUAUACUGCAGAACCUCUAUAUAAGAUCAUCACAUCCUGAUAUACUGCAGAACCUCUAUAUAAGAUCAUCACAUCCUGAUAUACUGCAGAACCUCUAUAUAAGAUCAUCACAUCCUGAUAUACUGCAGAACCUCUAUAUAAGAUCAUCACAUCCUGAUAUACUGCAGAGCCCUCUAUAUAAGAUCCUCACACCACUCUCUCCAUUACACACAGGUUACACCAUUAUUUCACACACCCGUCUCUUCCCAGACCAUUUCCGGACACUCAGCAGAAGGAAAGUUGGUGUCAUGGCGUCAAUCACAUGUCCCGCCAUCCACAGACACUUUCAUUUCUAGUAGUUUCAUGAAGAAGAAAACAGGACGGCUACAGCCCGGAACCAUCAUCUCUUCUGUUUGGAUGGUUGUUUUGGAAUGCGGAGGCCUCGUGGUGAUCGCUUCCAUUCUGCCAUUGGUGCGGAGCGACACGCUGCCCCCUGCUGGGGUGAUGAUUUGUGAUCCGAGGGACAGUGACAGCUCCGCUAUAUGUCCGCGCCUCCCAGACGUGUCCAAUGAGCGUGCGCUAAUCUUUGAUGACUUCCUCCAUUUCACAAACCAUAUUCGGUCCCUUUCUUAUCUCUAUGGGACAUGGGAGUAAUGUCACCUAUGGGGGCGCUAUUUAAGUCUGUUGUUUCCAUUGGGAAGCGAUGUGAAUCCAGGCUGCCAGCAAUAUGAAGCUGGAGAAUUUAACCACUUGGGACCGCAUACGGGAGGAGGGCACUAAAAAGGCAAAAAGCUGGUGUAAAAGGGGCAGGAAAAAAAUGUUAAUUCCUUUAAAGGGGUACUCCACCCCUAGACAUCUUAUCCGCUAACCAAAGAAUAGGGGAGAAGAUAUCGUGAGGAUCCCGCCGCUGGGACCUCCCGC